CUCUCUCUCUCUCUCUCCUGCUGUCUCUCGCAACCACAUCUCUUCAUUUCUCCGUCUGCUCAGCCGUCUGCUUUUUUGUUGUGCCACAUCUCUUCAUUUUCUCCUCCUUCCUUCUCCUUUUUAUUUAAAUUCUCCAUCUUCGACAUGUUUCUCACGUGAGGUCCGCUAACUUGCAGAGAGCACUGUGGAUGCCGACUUAAAAAAGAAAAAGAAGGCAAAUGCUCUGUCGGGGAAUAAGAGAAGAAACUACGCACGUUUGCAUCUUUCAUUGAGUGCCUUGGAUUGAACGGAGCAACACUAUGGAUCUGUCAUUCAUGGCUGCGCAGAUCCCAGUCAUGACGGGAGCCUUCAUGGACUCCUCGCCCAAUGACGAUUACAGCGGCGAGCACUCGCUCUUUAACUCCUCGGCCAGUGUCCAUGGAGCUGCCUCUGCCGCCUCGGUACACGGCCAGCAGGAUGAGUCGCAGUCCAUGUCUAACGAUGCCAUCUGGCUAUGGAUCGCCAUCAUCGCCACCAUCGGAAACAUUGUGGUGGUUGGGGUUGUCUACGCCUUCACUUUCUGAUGAAUAUAUGCUUACAAAGACAAACUCGCACACACACACACACACACACACACACACACACACACACAC
Molecule: messenger RNA, 632 nt
Organism: Anarrhichthys ocellatus (wolf-eel)
Lineage: Eukaryota; Metazoa; Chordata; Actinopteri; Perciformes; Anarhichadidae
Exons: 2
Coding region: 300-563 (87 amino acids)
Source: RefSeq, a predicted model, not a curated record